AUGUCAACUGGACCAUAUAAUUACUCCUAUAUCUUCAAAUAUAUUAUUAUAGGAGAUAUGGGAGUAGGAAAAUCAUGUUUACUACAUCAGUUUACAGAAAAAAAAUUUAUGGCAGAUUGCCCGCAUACUAUUGGAGUUGAAUUUGGGACAAGAAUUAUUGAAGUUGCAGGACAAAAAAUAAAAUUACAAAUAUGGGACACUGCUGGCCAAGAACGUUUUAGGGCAGUUACUAGGUCUUAUUACCGAGGUGCAGCUGGAGCAUUAAUGGUCUAUGAUAUAACUCGUCGUUCAACUUAUAAUCAUCUUAGCAGCUGGCUUACAGAUACAAGGAAUUUAACAAAUCCAAGCACUGUUAUAUUUUUAAUUGGAAAUAAAAGUGACUUGGAAGGUCAACGAGACGUUACUUAUGAAGAAGCAAAACAAUUUGCUGAUGAAAAUGGUCUUAUGUUUGUAGAAGCUAGUGCAAAAACUUUGGAUCUAAAUGCUGCCGAAUCUGGAGUUCAACAUAAUCCAAGUCAACCAGGUCGUACUAAUCUUCAAGGUAUAUCUAAUGAACAACAAGGUGGAAAAGAUUCUUGCUCCUGUUAG
This is a messenger RNA of Heterotrigona itama, 588 nucleotides long. The record is from the annotation of a GenBank genome assembly. Lineage: Eukaryota; Metazoa; Arthropoda; Insecta; Hymenoptera; Apidae.